This is a messenger RNA of Ceratitis capitata (Mediterranean fruit fly), 471 nucleotides long. Its product is annotated as protein BOLA2. Bases 189 to 455 code for a protein of 88 amino acids. Lineage: Eukaryota; Metazoa; Arthropoda; Insecta; Diptera; Tephritidae. The transcript is spliced from 2 exons. The record is from RefSeq and is a predicted model, not a curated record. Gene Ontology annotation, cellular component: nucleus; cytosol. Gene Ontology annotation, molecular function: 2 iron, 2 sulfur cluster binding. Gene Ontology annotation, biological process: intracellular iron ion homeostasis.
AUAUAUGUAUUUAUAUUCUCACCGAUAUCACCGUAACCAAAUUACAAUCAACUCAAGACAGAAUUGUAUGCUUAUUUUAUUGGUAUGAAUAUUUGUAUAUAGACACAAAUACUUCUACCGGAAUACCUACAUACCCGUAUGAAGCAAAUUGAAGAAAAACUAAAAGUAAAAUUGAAAAUUAAAAUAAAAUGAGCAAAUACACAUCAAAGUAUCUGGAAGAAAAACUAGCGGAUAAAUUGGGAGCACAAUACGUGAAUGCGAUUGACGAAUCGGACGGUUGUGGUGGUAAAUUCAGUGUAACUAUUGUUUCAGAGGCAUUCCGUGGUAAGACAUUGCUGCAGAAACAUCGCUUAGUGAAUAGCGCUCUUGCGGAGGAGCUUAAGGAAAUACACGCCUUCUCACAAAAAUCAUACACACCCGAAGAGUGGGAGAAAGUGCAACAGCAAUUGCAAUAAUAUUAAUGUAAAAAUU